GACAGAGAGAGGCUCUGAACAACAGAUAUCAUCGGGUGUGACGUGAAAUGAGCUGUGUGUUGAUGUGGCUAGCAAGCGUUAGAUCUGAACGUAUUUAGGAAAUAUUUUACGCUGUGGCUUGUUUUGUAUUAGGCAUAACUGAGAAUGUCUUGCCCAAAGUUAGGGAACCUGGGCCGAACUCUGUGGCAGAGAAGUAAGACGCCACCCUUUUCGCGGUCCGUAAAGAUCCAAGCCUUUGCAUGUGGCAGUAUGGCUUCUGGUAUUUCUGGCAAUCCGGGAGACAAAUGUUGCAAAAGUGGGUCGAACUGUGGCUCAACCAGGGUCUCCGCAGCAGCAGCAGCAGGUUCACCGCCUCACUCUCCAUCGUCCCCGGCGCACAGGCACCAAGUCGUGGGCAAGAUGAGAAGCGAGGAGUCGCUGGGGGUGUCAGGACGGUCCUAUUCAUCCACCGCGCCUCAAAUUGAUCCGAAGACCUACUUGUGGGCACGCUACAAAGAAAUGAAGCGUCUCGUACACGACUUGAUUCCUCCUGGAGUUUGUAACUUGCUGAACCCCUCCACCAUCUACGCCAACAACGAGGUGGACCUGGACAAAGUGGACAUCUAUGGCUUUGACUACGACUACACGUUGGCCCUGUACUCCAGUUCUCUGGACGCUAUGAUCUACAAUAAGGCGCGGGACUUCCUGGUGGAGCAUUACAAGUACCCCCAGGACAUCAGGAAGUAUGACUACAUCCCAAACUUUGCUGCACGUGGUCUUCAUUAUGAUAUCCAGAAGGGGCUGCUUAUGAAGAUAGAUGCUUUCCAUUACAUCCAGCUGGGUUCUGUAUACAGGGGCUUCUCCCCCGUCCCCGAUGAUGAAGUUCUGCAGCUCUACGGGGGGACCAAUCACGUGCCCCUCCACCAGGUCAGCGGCUUCUAUGGCAAGGGGCCCAAGAUUAAGCAGUUCAUGGAUGUUUUCUCCCUUCCGGAAAUGACCCUUCUGGCCGCCGCCAAUGACUACUUCAUCACCAACGACAUCGAGUACGACCCCGAGCACCUCUACAAGGACGUCUCGGAGGCAGUGGGAAUGGUCCACAUCAAAGGCUACAUGUACAAGUGGAUCAUGCAGGACGUGGAGAAGUUCAUCCUGCACGGAGAUGAGACAUACGCCGUGCUUCACCGCCUCGCCAGCAGCGGCAAGAAGCUCUUCCUCAUCACAAACAGCCCCUUCAGCUUCGUGGAUAAAGGUAUGAGAUACAUGGUGGGGAAGGAUUGGAGGGAGUUUUUCGAUGUGGUGAUUGUGCAGGCGGACAAGCCCCACUUCUUCAACGACUGUGUCAAACCUUUCCGCCGUCUGGACAGCAACGGAGACCUCCAGUGGAGCAAGAUCCGCACCCUGGAUAAAGGGCAGAUCUACAAACAGGGGAACCUUUUUGACUUCUUGCGGCUGACGGGGUGGAGAGGAUCCAAGGUGCUGUAUUUUGGAGACCAUCUGUACAGUGACCUGGCAGACCUGAUGCUGAGACAUGGCUGGCGCACGGGGGCCAUCGUCCCGGAGCUGGAGGUGGAGACGAAGGUGGUGAACACGGAGCAGUACGCCCAGAGCCUCACCUGGCUGCAGGCACUCACCGGACUGCUGGAGCGCAUGCAGAUGCACAGGGAUCCAGAGUCCAAUAAGGUUCUGCAGGACUGGCUGAAAGAGCGCGAGGAGCUGCGGGCCGUGACCAAGAACCUGUUCAACCCGCAGUUCGGGAGCAUCUUCCGCACCUGCCACAACCCCACCUACUUCUCACGCCGCCUGUGCCGCUUCUCCGACCUGUACAUGGCCUCGCUAAGCUGCCUGCUGAACUACGACCUCUCUUACACCUUCUACCCCCGCCGCACGCCCCUGCAGCACGAAGCCCCGCUCUGGAUGGACCAGCUCUGCACCGGCUGCAUGAAGACGCCCUUCCUGGAGGAGAUGGCACACAUUCGCUGAGCCUGGCCCCCGGCCCGUCUCCCUGCGCGCCUGGCCCCGGCACAGGGGCUCAGACUCGGACAAACUCAAACCGGCAAACCACACAAACUUAGCAGAGCACAGCUGCUCUGGUCUCCUCGCGGAGCCUUGUUACAGACUGCACAACUGCGCCCUCUGCUGGAGGCAGGGGGAUAUUGCGGCGCUCUCUCAAGACUCGGGUAAUGGCUUCUGAGAGGAUCUUUUGCUGAAGCUGCUCUCUGUAGUCGUGGAGUUACGGGCCAGAGCGGCGGAGUGCAGUAUAUUGCAUGUUGAACAUUUUAUUUUAAUAAGCCUUUAGCGUUUUUAUCAUCUCGUUGCAAACGCACAGUGGACUUAUCCAUUUGGAGUCGAGAGUCUGAAGGCUCUCUGUGGCUGGGUGUGAUGAAUUUACACGUAUAUAGAGGAAGAACUUCCUGCAGGUCUUGCUGCAUAGUGCAGGUAAAGUGGAAGACCCAAGUUAGCAGCUUGUUCCAAUGGUACCAAACCCAAACAAACUGGCUUGUUGAUGUAGUCUGAGAUAAACUGAUAAAAAUGAACAUUAUGGUGAAUAUUAUGAAUUUACCAGCCACCUGUAUCUCAGCAUUUAUUUAGUAUAUCUUUUCAUUGGUACAACAGGCCACAAGCCUAUGGUUUCUCUCGCUCUCCCCCCUCUCCCGUCUCUCUCUUUUGAACAAACAGGGUUUUUUUUAAGUGGGAUGGCCUGGAAGUGUUGAGCUGGAGAUGGGAUGAGGUCUAAAGAGCAUUAUUUACUCUUAUGUAAUCACUUUUGUUCUCAAACACUAGAGUACUUUGGACGUAAUGAAAGCAAGUGUGAGCACCAGGCUGCAAAAAACUACGCACAAAGACCCAACAGUCUGUGGGUCUUUUUCUUUUUUUUCUUUGGUUGAUUUUAUAUUUUUGUACCAUCGUGUGGCAUCUGAGUGACAGCUGUGUAUGCGCAGUCAAUAAAACACUGUGCAUAGAA
Messenger RNA from Conger conger (European conger), 2941 nucleotides. It is a transcript of the gene nt5dc2, whose product is annotated as 5'-nucleotidase domain containing 2. Bases 145 to 1959 code for a protein of 604 amino acids. The record is from RefSeq and is a predicted model, not a curated record. Gene Ontology annotation, molecular function: 5'-nucleotidase activity. NCBI's taxonomy places the organism in Eukaryota, Metazoa, Chordata, Actinopteri, Anguilliformes, Congridae. The transcript is spliced from 14 exons.